This is a messenger RNA of Entrophospora candida, 1398 nucleotides long. The record is from the annotation of a GenBank genome assembly. NCBI's taxonomy places the organism in Eukaryota, Fungi, Glomeromycota, Glomeromycetes, Entrophosporales, Entrophosporaceae.
AUGGACCAUUUAAAUUAUGAUUGUUCUGAAGUGCUUUUUAGAAAUUUCGGUGAAGAAAUGGGUGGUGCUGGCUUGUUGUACAAAGUUGCUCUUCUGAACCAUAAGUGGAAUAAGCGUGCAACGAAAUUUUUAUAUAAAGACCCAUGGAAUUUUUGGAUGUCAGGAACAGACCGUCCAAGAAAUCCUACAUACGAUUAUAUGCGUUUUAUGACUAAUUUACAUUUACCAGCUUUAUUAAAAUGUGUGGAAUUCUGGUAUACAGAAACAUAUGGAUCCGAUCCAAAUAAUCGUGAUAAUGCAAUUGAAAAGCAUUUCAAAGAUUUAUUUGAAGGGUUUGUUAGGAAAGCCUACUUUCAUAAAUGCACCUUUGCAGAAUCAGGGGAUCAAACAUCAUCACCGAUAAAACUAGAUCAACUUUAUAACUUGUUAACAUUUAGUAGAUGUUCAACAGAACUACAAUAUUUAAAUAUGGGGUUCUUCGCGUGCACAAACGAGGCAUUAUACAUGUUAACAGAGAAAUGCAACAAACUCAAAACAUUCAAACUUAAAGCUGAGCAUUGUUCUGACGAAUACCUGGCAAAAUUCAUCAGGUCACAAAAAUGUUUGACAAAACUUAAAAUACGCAAUGCCGAAAAUAUUAAUGAGACAUUGGAUGCUCUCGAGUCUCAAUCAAAAAAUAUGGUUAAACUUCGAAUUAAUGCUUGCAAUCUAGAAAGUUGUACUAAACCAUUGUACGGUAUCGCAGCCUGUAAAGAGCUUCGUUCUCUCUACAUGGUGAGCGUAGAAAAUUUUCCAGAAAAUAUUUCCAUAUCAUAUCUUUUAAUGCCCAUAGCUAAAAAUUGUACAUUUCACAACAUAGAUUUCACUAGAACAUUACUACCUGCUGAUGUAUUAGUCGAAAUAGCAAAAAAAUCUUCAACUACUUUACGUAAAGUUUCUGAUCUUUCGGAAGGAAUUCAAGCAUUAGGAAAUUAUGCAAAAAAUUUAAUGUGUUUUGAACGUGACAUUAGACCAUUUGAAAAACCAGCAAUGAUAGAAAUGCUUAGCGCAAUUGGCUUGUCACUUGAACGACUUGAAAUCGAGUCAUGUCACAUGAUAGGAACAGAUGCAUCAGAUUUGAUAAAAGCAAUUGGUCAACAUUGUUCAAAUCUGAUGCAUCUAGAUAUAACCUCUUAUGAAUUCUCACUGGAAUCGUUUCGUUUACUGGUGGAGAAUUGUAAAAAGUUGAACACGUUGAUUGUCAGUGAUUCACCUUCGGUUAAUGAUUCCAUAUUACAAUUGAUUGAGGAAAAUUGCAUUGGUAGUUUGCAAACAUUAGAUAUUUCCAGGUGUGAGAAUGUCUCAAGGAACGAAAUUGAAAAAUUACGUAGAAUUAUUGAGGUUGAAUGUGAGGAUUGA